Molecule: messenger RNA, 7498 nt
Organism: Cygnus olor (mute swan)
Lineage: Eukaryota; Metazoa; Chordata; Aves; Anseriformes; Anatidae
Gene: ARHGAP35
Product: Rho GTPase activating protein 35
Exons: 7
Coding region: 753-5270 (1505 amino acids)
Biological process (GO): signal transduction
Molecular function (GO): GTPase activity; GTP binding
Source: RefSeq, a predicted model, not a curated record
GCACCGUGGGGCCGGGCACCCCUCUGCACCCGAUUUCGUGCCCUGUCCUCAAACGGGGAAAAACGGCGAGGGUUGAGGAAAAUGAGGGAGCAACAGCGGUGCUCCCCCAGGAGCUGCAGGAAGGCCGCGCGAGCGGCGCCCAGCCCCGGCCAGCCUCCCAGGGAGUAGCUGCAUUCCUUAAAAUUCAGCGAUGAGUAAUUAUUCAAAAUAAUUAAGGGUUUGACAGCUGCUCGGCAGCAUAGUUUACAUUGCACCGGUGCUGCGGUUGUUCCGCCCUUUUACCUGCGAGAGGCUCGCCCCGAGGAGCGACACGCGCUGCGGGUGAAUGGUGCUCCUGCAGGAAGCAUCGUGCUCGGGGAAGAGCCGGAAAGGGCGGCCGCGCCGAGGGCAGGAUCCUAAACCGCCCUAAAUCCCCGCGUCUCACCCCAAAUCCCCGCGUUUCGCCCCGAUUCCUCACCUUCACCCUCCUCGCAGCCUCCAGAACCGUGCGAGCCGGUACCUCGGCUGCUGGGGGCGACCUCGCCGAGGGGUUCGACGAAGGGAUCAGGCGUUGGGGGGUAAACGUCGGCCACCCGACGCCGGGGAUCGGCGAGAACUGAGCCGCUGCCGGCGCGCGCAGUAUGGGCCCGAGGGAUUUCCUCGCCCCGGCGCCCCACCUGGCCUGAGAGCUGCCACCCCUCCGUCCGCUGAGCGCCGGAGCCGCGAACACUAAUCCUCUCGGAAGCGGUGGGCUGGGACAGGAUGUGCGGACGAUGAUGAUGGCAAGAAAGCAAGAUGUUCGCAUUCCCACCUAUAACAUUAGCGUGGUGGGGUUGUCGGGGACGGAGAAGGAGAAGGGGCAGUGCGGCAUUGGGAAAUCCUGCCUUUGCAACCGCUUCGUCCGGCCCAGCGCCGACGAGUUUCACCUGGACCACACUUCGGUCCUCAGCACCAGUGACUUUGGGGGAAGGGUCGUCAAUAACGACCACUUCCUCUACUGGGGGGAGGUCGUGCGCUCCCUGGAGGACUGCGCCGAGUGUAAAAUGCACGUGGUGGAGCAGACGGAGUUUAUCGACGACCAGACCUUUCAGCCUCACCGCAGCACGGCCCUGCAGCCCUACAUCAAGCGGGCUGCGGCGACCAAGCUGGCGUCGGCUGAAAAGCUCAUGUACUUUUGCACUGAUCAGCUCGGGCUGGAGCAGGACUUUGAACAAAAACAGAUGCCGGACGGAAAGCUGCUGGUCGAUGGCUUUCUUCUUUGCAUUGACGUUAGCAGGGGUAUGAACAGGAACUUUGACGAUCAGCUGAAAUUCGUUUCGAACCUUUACAAUCAGCUCGCGAAAACGAAAAAGCCCAUCGUGGUGGUCCUGACGAAGUGUGACGAGGGCGUGGAGCGGUACAUUAGGGAUGCACAUACUUUUGCCUUAAGCAAAAAGAACCUCCAGGUGGUGGAGACGUCGGCCAGAUCCAACGUGAACAUCGACCUGGCCUUCAACACCUUAGUGCAGCUAGUCGACAAAAGCCGGGGAAAGACAAAAAUCAUCCCCUACUUCGAAGCUUUGAAACAGCAAAGCCAGCAGAUUGCUGCCGCUAAGGACAAGUACGAGUGGCUGGUGAGCCGUAUCGUCAAGAACCACAACGAGACGUGGUCGAACGUCAGCCGCAAGAUGCAGUCCUCGGCGGAGUACCAGGAGUACGUCUACCUGGAGGGAACGCAGAAGGCCAAGAAGCUCUUCCUACAGCACGUCCACCGCCUCAAGCAGGAGCACAUCGAGCGCAGGAGGAAGAUGUAUCUCGCCAAGCUCCCUCAGGCGUUCGAGGCCCUCAUCCCGGACCUGGACGAGAUCGAUCACCUGAGCUGCGUGAAGGUGGAGAAGCUCUUAGAGGCGAAGCCGGACUUUCUGAAGUGGUUUGUCGUCCUGGAGGAGACCCCCUGGGACGCCACGAGCCACAUCGACAACAUGGAGAACGAGCGCAUCCCUUUCGACCUGAUGGAGACCCAGCCCGCCGAGCAGCUUUAUGAGGCUCACUUGGAGAAGCUGAGGAACGAGAGGAAAAGAGCGGAGAUGAGGAGAGCUUUCAAAGAAAACCUGGAGACUUCCCCUUUCAUCACGCCUGGGAAGCCCUGGGAGGAAGCCCGCAGUUUCAUCAUGAACGAGGAUUUCUACAUGUGGCUGGAGGAGUCUAUCUACAUGGAUAUCUACAGCAAGCACCAAAAACAGAUCAUCGAGAAGGCCAAGGAGGAGUUUCAGGAGCUGCUCCUGGAGUACUCGGAGCUGUUCUACGAGCUGGAGCUCGACGCCAAACCCAGCAAGGAGAAGAUGGGCGUCAUCCAGGACGUGCUGGGAGAAGAGCAGCGGUUCAAAGCCUUGCAGAAGCUGCAGGCCGAGCGGGACGCCCUGAUCUUGAAGCACAUCCAUUUUGUCUACCACCCGACGAAGGAGACGUGCCCGAGCUGCCCGGAUUGCAUCGACUCCAAGAUCGAGCACCUGGUCAGCUCCUGCUUCAUCAGGCCGUCCGAGCGCAACCAGAAGAACUUGCUCUCGGACGCCAACAUCGACAGGAUUAACCUGGUGAUCCUGGGCAAGGACGGGCUGGCGCGUGAGCUGGCCAACGAGAUCCGGGCGCUGUGCACCAACGACGACAAGUACGUGAUCGAGGGCAAGAUGUACGAGCUGUCCCUGCGGCCAAUCGAGGGCAACGUCCGGCUGCCCGUCAACGCCUUCCAGACGCCCACCUUCCAGCCCCACGGCUGCCUCUGCCUCUACAACUCCAAGGAGUCGCUCUCCUACGUCGUGGAAAGCAUCGAGAAGAGCAGGGAGUCGACCAUCGGCCGGAGGGAGAAUCACUUGGCCCACCUUCCCCUGACCCUGAUGCUGGUCAACAAGAGAGGGGACACGAGCGGCGAGACGCUCCACAGCCUGGUCCAGCAGGGCCAGCAGAUCGCGAGCAAGCUGCAGUGCGUCUUCCUCGACCCCGCGUCCGCGGGCAUCGCCUACGGCCGUAACAUCAACGAGAAGCAGAUCAGCCAGGUUCUGAAGGGGCUGCUGGACUCGAAGCGCAACCUCAACCUCGUCAGCUCCACGUCCAGCAUCAAGGACCUGGCGGACGUGGACCUGCGGAUCGUCAUGUGCUUGAUGUGCGGCGAUCCCUUCGACGCCGACGACCUCCUCGCGCCCAUCCUGCAGUCGCAGACGUACCGGCCCUCGCCGUGCGGCAGCAGCAGCUCCAUCCUCCUCGAGCUGGCCGUCGGGCCGCACAGGCGGCGCCUGGAGCUCUCGCUGCUUUCCUACCACUCGUCGUUCAGCGUCAGGAAAAGCCGCCUCGUCCACGGGUACAUCGUGUUCUACGCAGCGAAGCGCAAGGCGUCCUUGGCCAUGCUCCGUGCCUUCCUGUGCGAGGUGCAGGACAUCAUCCCCGUGCAGCUCGUGGCGCUCACGGACGGCGCCGUCGACAUCCUGGACAAUGACCUGAGCAGGGAGCAGCUCACCGAGGGCGAGGAGAUCGCCCAGGAGAUCGACGGCAAGUUCACCGCCAUACCCUGCAGCCAGCCGCAGCACAAGCUCGAGAUCUUCCACUCGUUUUUCAAGGACGUGGUGGAGAAAAAAAACAUCAUCGAAGCCACCCACAUGUACGACAACGUGGCCGAGGCGUGCAGCACGACGGAGGAAGUGUUCAACUCGCCUCGGGCGGGCUCGCCGCUCUGCAACUCCAACCUGCAGGACUCGGAGGAGGACAUCGAGCCCCCGACCUACAGCCCCUUCAGGGAGGACACGGCUGUGCCCGCCCUGCCCAAAGACCACUCGAAGCUCUCCAUGGAGCUGGAGGGGAACGACAGCUUGUCUUUCAUCUCCGUCAUGAGCACUUUUGAAAGCAAGCUGAACAACAAAGUACCUCCUCCUGUGAAACCAAAGCCCCCCGUGCAUUUUGACAUCACGAAGGGGGAUCUGUCGUAUUUGGAGCAGGGGCAUCGGGACGGGCAGAGGAAGUCCGUGUCUUCCAGUAGCUGGCUGCCCACAGAUGGCUUCGAUCCCUCCGACUACGCCGAGCCGAUGGACGCCGUGGUCAAGCCGAGGAACGAGGAGGAGAACAUCUACUCCGUGCCCCACGACAGCACGCAGGGCAAGAUCAUCACCAUCCGCAACAUCAACAAGACCCAGUCGAACGGCAGCGGCAACGGCUCAGACAGCGAGAUGGACACGAGCUCGCUGGAGCGGGGCCGCAAGGUGUCGGCCGUUAGCAAGCCCGUGCUGUAUCGGACGCGCUGCACGAGGCUCGGCCGCUUUGCCAGCUACCGGACCAGCUUCAGCGUGGGCAGCGACGAUGAGCUGGGGCCGAUUCGGAAGAAGGAGGAAGACCAGAGCUCCCAAGGGUAUAAGGGCGACAACGCCGUUAUCCCCUACGAGUCGGCGGACGGGGAGGAUCCCCGGCGGAGGAACAUCCUGCGCAGCUUGAGGAGGACAACGAAGAAACCAAAGCCCAAGCCUCGGCCGUCCAUCACGAAGGCGAUGUGGGAAAGCAACUACUUCGGGGUGCCUCUGAGCAGCGUGGUAACUCCGGAGAAACCCAUCCCCAUCUUCAUCGAGAGGUGCAUCGAGUACAUCGAGGCCACAGGGCUGAGCACCGAAGGCAUCUAUCGCGUGAGCGGCAACAAGUCCGAGAUGGAGAGCUUGCAGCGGCAGUUUGACCAGGAUCACAGCCUGGACCUGGCAGAGAAGGAUUUCACCGUGAACACUGUGGCCGGGGCCAUGAAGAGUUUCUUCUCGGAGCUGCCCGACCCCCUGGUCCCGUACAACAUGCAGAUCGAGCUGGUGGAGGCCCACAAAAUCAACGACCGGGAGCAGAAGCUCCACGCGCUGAAGGAGGUGCUGAGGAAGUUUCCCAAGGAGAACUACGAGGUCUUCAAAUACGUCAUCGGGCACUUGAACAAGGUCAGCCACAACCACCGGGUGAACCUGAUGACGAGCGAGAACCUCUCCAUCUGCUUCUGGCCCACGCUGAUGAGACCCGACUUCAGCACCAUGGACGCCCUGACGGCCACCCGCACCUACCAGACAAUCAUCGAACUCUUCAUCCAGCAGUGCCCCUUCUUUUUCUACAACCGGCCCAUCCUCGACACCCCCAGUGCCGCCCCCGGCUCUCCAUCCGCCGCCCCCACCGGCGCCCCCUUCCUCCCCGCCGCGCCGGGCACGGCCCAGCCUUCUCCCCCCCAGACCCCUCCGCCGUCACCGCAGUCGCCCGUCCAGCCUCUCCUCCCGGCCCCGCUCCACGCGGAGCAGCACUCGCUGUGAGCCGGAGAGAGAGAUGGAGGGGGGGGGGGAAAGAAAACAAAAAAAAAAAAAAAGAAAAAAAAAAAACAACAAAAAAUCUCUCGGUCUGGUCUCAGGCGCCGCGUGGAGCCGGGCGGCGGGAGCUGGGCUUGUGCUCGCCCUCUCCUGACCCGCCGCAGACUUGGGAGCGCGCCGGGGCGCCCGGACUGGCCCUGGGAGGAUUUUUCCCACCUUUCAUUGCAGUCAGGGGGCGAGGAGAGGGUGGGGGCUGAGCCCCGGCUUUGGGCUCGGCUGCGGACGUGAGCGGAAAGCCGCCGGGGCUCAGCGCCGCCAAGCCCCUCGUGUCCCGUGGGCUGCGGCCGCGGCGCAAACAAUGGGGCCCGAAGCGCGGCCAGCGCGACCUGGGGCUCAGCUGGCGUCGUCUGGUGCAGCCCGAGGCUCUCCUGAUGUGGUCCAGCAUGGUCCAAAACCCAUCCAGCGUGGUCCAGCGUGGUCAAGCACCUCUCCAGUGUGGUCCAGCACAGUCCGGGGCUCAUCCUAUGUGGCCCAGGGUUCAUCUGAUGUGGUCCAACGCUCAUCGUACAUGGUCCAGCACAGUCCAGGGUUCAUCUGAUGUGGUCUAGCACCCAUCCAACGUGGUCCAGCACAGUCCGUGGCUCAUCCUACGUGGCCCAGAACUCAUCUGGUAUGGUUCAGCACUCAUCCUACAUGGUCCAGCACAGUCCGGGGUUCAUCUGAUGUGGUCCAGCGCUCAUUCAGCGUGGUCCAGCGCAGCCCAGGGUUCAUCUGCCAUGGCCCGACGCUCAUCCAAAGUGGUCCAGCACAGCCCGAGGCUCCUCCACCACAUCCAAGGCUCCUCCAGCGUGAUGCAGUGUGGUCCAAGGCUCACCCAGUGCGGUCUGACGUGGCCCAAGGCUCACCCGAUGUGGUCCAGUGCGGCCCGCGCUCUCCUGCUGUGGUUCAGCACAACCCAAGGCUUAUCCAACGUGGCCUGGGCCUCAUCCUGUGUGGUCCCGCGAGGCCCGAGGCUUGUCCGACACGGCUCAAGUUGGGCCAGUGCAGCCCCAAACCAACCGAGGCUCACACAAGAUGGCCCAAAGCUCCCGUGAGGUGGCCCCAAAACUCACGUGAGGUGGCCCAAGGCUCAUCCAGCAUGGCCCAAACCAUCUCAAGGCUCAUCCAGCAUGGCCCAAAGCUCGUCCAACAUGGCCCAAGGCCCAGCCAACGUGGCCCAAACCACCUCAAGGCUCAUCCAAUGUGGCCCAAACCACCUCAAGGCUCAUCCAACGUGGCCCAAGGCCCAUCCAACGUGGCCCAAGGCCCAUCCAGCGUGGCCCAAGACCCAGCCAACGUGGCCCAAACCACCUCGAGGCUCAUCCAACGUGGCCCAAACAAUCCCAAGGCUCAUCGAGCACAGCCCAAGCCAUUACCCAACGCAUUCUGAACCACCCCAAGGCUCACACGAGGUGGCCCAGCGCUCCCCCAACACAACCCGAACCAUCCCAAGGCUCACGCCAGGUGGCCCGAGGCUCACCCAACGCAUUCCAAACCAUUCCAAGGCUCGCCCACCCUGGCCCGACGCAUCCCAGGACCCAUCCUGCGCCCCGAGGCCCCUCCAGCAGCACCCAACCCUUGUCCGACCUCCCCGGGACCGACCCUAAAUCGGGGCCGUUUCCCUCAAAUCGCACCGCGAGCGAGCACCGGAGCAGGAAAACCUUCGAGGGCGCCCGGCCGCCCGCUCAACGCUGCCUUUUUGCCGGGAACGCCACAUUUCUCCCCGUUUCCAGGAAUUCUGGCAUUAAGCACUUACCGGAGGGGAGCUGGGGGGACCCCAAUCCGUUUUGUCUGGAUUUGUGUUUUUUUUUGUUGUUGUUGUUUGUUUAUUUUUUCCCCAUUUUUUUUCUUUUCCUCCAGAAACGCCGGUGCUGAUUUUUAAGGGGAGGCUGGGUGGGUUUCGUUUUGGGGAAGGAAACCCGGAAUUUGGCUGCCGUGACCGCGGCGAGGAUGCCCGAGCCUUCCCCUGCCACCGCCGUCGGCCUCCCCCAGUCCGGGGGCGGCUUUAAACUGGAUUUUCAUGGUACCACUGGGAGAGCACAGGGAAGGCUCCUCCCGCCCCUCCCGGGUCUCUUCGCACUUUAACGCCGCCGUUUCCCCAGGAUUUCCCUCGUUUUCCCCCCAGGAUUUCCCUCGCCGCUCGCAGGAACGCCCCCGAUGCCCCCCCAGUGAGGAAAACAGCCGGACCCCCCCCC